Messenger RNA from Cydia pomonella (codling moth), 6541 nucleotides. RefSeq names its product lactosylceramide 4-alpha-galactosyltransferase-like. NCBI's taxonomy places the organism in Eukaryota, Metazoa, Arthropoda, Insecta, Lepidoptera, Tortricidae. The record is from RefSeq and is a predicted model, not a curated record. Gene Ontology annotation, biological process: glycosphingolipid biosynthetic process. The transcript has 4 exons. The coding region runs from base 343 to 1413 and encodes 356 amino acids. Gene Ontology annotation, molecular function: alpha-1,4-N-acetylgalactosaminyltransferase activity.
AGGUAUACAAGCUUUGUCCAGACCUUGCAACAAAUGGCAUGCAAUUUUAGAUAAUUACCGGCUAAGUAUUGGAGCAACGAAUUCUAUGUAGAUUCAAUGCCGCACGGCGCACUUAUAGGUAAAAUUGGUAAAUGGCGUUAAUAAUAAGCCAUUAUUUAUUAUUUCAUCGUUAUCCCCUAUGGCUUGAGCCAACGGCUAAUAACCAACAAAUGCAACCCGUAGUCCAAGAGACCAGUAGGCGCCGGGUCGCGGUUGGCGCGCAUCGUGUCCCCCUCUUCAAAUAUCGAUAGUGACAAAAGCAGUGAACGUGAAACUGUAUUUUAUAGAUAUAAAAUAGCUAGAAUGAUUAAGAAAAUAAUAAUCAAACUAAGACGCCGGCGAAUAUUAACAUGCGUCGUCUUGGUGAUUCUUUGUGGCUACGUAGUUCUACAGACGCCACUGUCCCCAGACCUUUACUUUAUUCACUGGGGCCCUUUAGAAGAUAUAUCGUGCCAUUACAUAGACCCAGACAAUACUUUACCCCGAGCAGAGAGCGGGGAGUUUCAACCGCCAUCCCGCUCAAUAUUCUUCCACGAAACAUCUUGUAAAGGAGAUUUGGAUCCGCGGCAAGCAUGUGCUGUGGAAUCUGCGGCCCGCGCUCACCCUGGAUGGCAAAUAAACGUUCUAUUCGCUGCUCCUGUGCAAAAGAACACUUUGAAAAAUGGUAGUUUAUCAGUGUUAAGGAACUUUACAAAUGUUAGAUUAUCUAGAGUGCAAAUUACUAAUUACGCUAAAAGAACUCCUUUGGAGAGUAUGGUUUCCGGUGGUGCGUUGAACAGGACACGGUGGCGUAUAUCGCACACGUCUGAUGUGCUUCGGUAUUUAUCUUUAUAUAAGUUUGGAGGGGUGUAUUUGGACUUGGAUGUGGUGGUAGCGAAGGCGCUGGAUCCGCUGGUGAGGAACUGGGCGGCGAGGGAGACGGACACGGCGGUGGCUGCUGGAGCCCUGGCUUUCUCAAGGGACCAGCUUGGUAGGAGCGUCGCUGAGGCGGCCAUCAGGGACAUAAAGAACAACUACAGGGGCGACGUGUGGGGCUACAACGGCCCUGGCGUGAUCACGCGCAUCCUCAAGCAGCAGUGCUCGACCAGCAACCUCAGCCAAAUGUCUGCCGCUACUUGCAACGGUUUCGAGGUGUACGGUCCCCAGUUCUUCUACCCGGUGGAAUACUGGAAAGGAUGGGAAUACUUCAAGCCGGGCGAGAUAAAAUUAGAAGACACUGCGUACAUUUUCCACGUAUGGAACAAACUGACAGGUCACCUCGAUGUCCAUAAGGAUUCUCCUUUCGCUAAAUUAGCAAGGAAAUACUGCCCCAGUGUUUAUAAAUUAUAUGGCAAAGACUUUUUACUACCUGUUACCCUUAAUUCAACGAAGUAAAUUCGUAGCAUAAUAAUAUGAUAGUUGUAAUUUUGCCGAAUAAUUAUUUAUAUAAGAAUAGAAUAUUCAGACAAUUGACAGAUAUUCGAGAAUAAAGCACGAAGUGAAUCUGUGCUAAAAUAUACUCAAACACACCCAAAUUAUCAGUAGCAAAAUGUGCAAAAUUCAAAUUUCUGUGGAAAGUCUCUUCGCGCCUAUAGUUUUUAAAUUUGCCGUCCUUUUCUACUGACAAAGUCAGUGUCAAAGGGCCAGUGUAUAAAUAUCCAAUUUAUAAUUUAUAUUCUGUCAAGCUCAAACCCAUUAUCGUGUCAUAGAAAAUUUAAAAUUUCGCACCUUUUUCUACUACUGUUGUUUGACAGGUUUAAUAGAAGUUUUGACAACCAACCGCGCGUUUUUUUAACCGCCCUAUAAUGCGUUGUUCACACGAUGCGCCUAAGAGUAUGUAUCAACAAUAUUUUUGUUUAAGUGUUUUAAGAUGGUUUUAAGCUUUAUACUCAUGGCUGAAACAUGAUAUGUGUAUAUUAGGAAAGUAAAAAUAUAAGUAUUUUCUUGAAUUAAAGAAUAAUCUGUUAAGUCUGUCAAACCAUACAAUACGUCAGUAGAAAAAAGCGUAAAAUUUAAAAAAAUGUAAGCGUGAAGGGCUACUAUUCCAUAGAAACUUUUCAUUUCGUGCCUUUUUCUACUCACAAAGUUGUUUGACAGACUAUUAGUUCGUAUUUCAUAGGCGGAUCAAUGGGGGACAAAUAAAAAUCACUCUUAGACCUAGCAUAUGUUACGAAUUAUAAUAUGUGGGAAGUUGUUUAACCAGUGUCGAUGGAGUUAAAGAUAUUUUAUGUCAUAUCAGUAUUGGCUUAUCUAAACUGAGGAUAUUUAGUCUACUCAGGUCCCAAUACCUACAUUUUAUUUCGUUUUAUCAAUGAGUACCUGGGCGACCGAGCUUUGCUCGGUUAUAAUAUAACUAUUUAUUGUAAUAUGGUGGUGUAUAGGUGAUAAUCUACAUAAACUUAAAAAAUAAAAUGUGAACUGACAAUUAUUAUUAUUUACAAUCGAUUUUAACCUUACAGCACUUGUCACAGAGUAACGCCAUCAUUGCCAAUUUCUCUUAUUACAUAGGUCAUUUUUUUACUAAAACAAACUUGUCUAAAACAAUAAAAAUUAAAAAAUUAUAUAUAAACUUGAACAUAUAAAAAAAAAAACAAAAGUUAGUCAUCGGGCGAGAUUCGAACCCGUAACACUCGUUUAGCAGUCCGCGUCUUAACCCGCUGAACCAGACGGACAGUGGCCGGCAACACGGAAUUAGCGACCAUAUUCUGCGUCGAAAGAAAAACACAUGGAAACUCGAAAACACGCGUUUUCCCAAACAUAAGACUAAUCUAGAUAGAUUGUAUACCCCCAAAAACCCCCAUAUACCAAAUUUCAGCGAAAUCGUUAGAGCCGUUUCCGAGAUCACAGAAAUAUAUAUACAUAUAUAUAUACAAGAAUUGCUCGUUUAAAGGUAUAAGAUAACGUGUUAUUUACCGAAAGUUUACAUACGAGGAAGAUUAGAUAUCUACCUAAUCAUGUCCGAACGUAUGGAACUUUACACAUAAAGUUGAGCUCCUGUCAACUGAAUUUUUUUCACUGCACAAAUUUCUACAACUUUAUCACCGGUAAGUAUUUACCUGCUUAAGGGCCAAUGGGGUUGGCCGGUCGAAGUAUUUAACAGAUGGCGCCAUCAUAGCUUGCCCUGUCAAUCCCUAGAAUUGUGUCAAAUUCUUGUUUUUUUUUUGGAAUUUUGUGACCUGGAUUCCAGUACUUUAAGCCAAAUCUCAUAGAACAAAACUAGAGACAGGGGCAAGCUAUGAUGGCGCCAUCUAUGCAAACCUUUGACAGUUGCCAAUCCCAUUACAUCCCACAUCCACAUGCAAACAAGCCCGACGAGUAAGAGUAUUUUUCCAUUUCACCAAAUAUCAGGACAUCUUUUACAAGAUUUGACAUGUAAAAAAUACUUUGUCUCUAAUAGGGUUAUUUCCAUCUACAAAUCUUAGGGCAGAAUUGUAUCCCAAUAAAUUCUUUUGGAUUAUAAGAACAUGCUAAACGGCUUUUAGGGGACCUGUAAUGACCAUAUUUUUGUAAAUAUUAAAUUUAAAAUAUCUUUUGGCACACGUCACGUGACCAAACUCGAAACGUCAUUGAAGAUUCUGAUGACGUCACAACUCUCGGAUUCACACUGUUGACAGUUAGGCGAAAAAUAACAAAUGACAUAUGUUGACAGUUCGUAUCUUCUACGUUUGUAUGUAGUUAUGUGUCACACCGUAAACUGUGACGUCACACAAUUUUCAAAGAGCGUUUUGGGCGCCAAAGCAUCUGUCAAAAUAUAUUUUGUUAAUUUAAGAUAUUUAAAGCCGUUUUUAGUAUAAAUGUAGUUGAAUUUUAGGGCAACUUUUAGUUAAUAUAGAACGUAAUACAAGCGUUUCAAAAAAUUGGAAACAACCCUAUUGCCAAAAAUAUUCAAUGUUUGGUAUUUUUGCAUAUGAACCAUUUUUUAAAUUUCUAAUAUUGUUAACGAUGUCCUGAUAUUCCGUGAAAUGGAAAACGAUUAUCAGGCCCGACAUCGGGACUGACUUCGGGCCCGAUAUCAGGAGGUGUGGAUGUAUGUAAUUGGCCCUGCGCUUGAUAAUGAUAAUCAUGUUUCAGAGUCCUGAAAAUUUUAAUUACUUACUGUUAAAUAGGUAUAGUAAAAAGUAACUAUUGUGUAAGUAUAAUCAGGGCCGGAUUUAGGGGAGGGCAACCGGGGCUACUGCCCCGGGCCUCUACAAAAGAGAGGCCCCCACAAUAAAGAAUUCGGAAAAUUUAUCAUUUUAUUUGGAAAAAAUUUGGGGCCAGGGGGCCUCCACUCCUUUAUUGCCCGAGGCCUCCAGACCUCUAAAUCCGGCAUUGAGUAUAAUGUUACAUUGUGACUUGUUGUUAAUAGGAUAUAAGAAAAGUAAUACGACUAAUAUUGUAUAGUUUUAAAAUAUGUGGUUACCAAUCCCAAUCAGGCUUGAAAGGGAAGGUUUUGAAAUUCUUGCUCAAGAGCCAAGUCAGAAGAUAGAAUUAUAUUCGAUAAUGCCGCUUCAUUUUCAGAUAUUCGUCUUUAUAUAAUGUCCUAUAAUAUUUAUUAAAAAAAAAAAAAAUAUUCAUGGUACAAAUACAAACAGAGUUUUAUAAGUAGAUACACAGAAUACGAAUAUUAACACUGCUACCAGGAAGGAAUAUUGGAAAAUGUGUUUUUAUUGGGGUUCCUUACCAAAAAUGUACAAAAGGAGGGUUCCUUUGAAGGUGCGAAUAUGUCCGUCCGUCCUCUAUUCGUCAUACUGCCAAAUAUCUCGAGAACUACUUGAGCUAUCGAUUUAAAAUUUGAAAUGGUUAUGAACAAAGCUAACCCAAAUACAUUGAAAGUGUAAUUUUAUAUUUUAUUAAGUAUAGAAAAUGCCCAAUAUAAAGAGGGGGGCAAUUUUCAAAGUCUAAUUACGAGGCCAAGUGGAGUAGGUAUCAUUUAAAAGAUCUCAAAUUGAACAUUCCAAAAAAAAUUUUCAUAGUAAAAAAAGUUUUUUGAAGGAAAAUGUUAAAAAAUUACUUAUUUUUUUCAAAUUAGUUAGCCAAUUUACCGAUAGAUGGCACGUUCGUAAUUAUUCUUAGGGCCUGUUUCACAAUGUCCGAGUAAAUUAUUGAAUAUAGCUAUACUUAACAAAUAUUUUAACUGCCAGAUAAAAUUACCUUAAGAUCUAAAGGUAUUUAUCUACCAGUUAAGAUUAUUAUGAAGAUUGUGAAACGCCAACGACUUUAUUCGCCAGAUAAGUGGCAAGUAGCUUAUUAAGGAAUUUACUUGGACAUUGUGAAACAGGCCCUUAGUAUACUUACCCUUAGGUCAAAACCCUUUCGUGUUUAAUGUUAAAUGGGAUAAUUGAAAGUUUGUACGGAACCCUCGGUGCGCGAGUUAAACGGACUCGCACUUGCCCGGGUUUUUCUUUAAAAAAGAUUGACGAGAUAGAUUAUUAUGCAUAGGGACUGUGUCCAGACCCCUGUUGUACUGUGAAACGUCGUAUAUUGGUAUAUGUGAUGAUGAUACUUAAAUGAUAAUCUAUCGACAUCAGUAUAAAAACUUAAGCAUGUAAAUCAAACUAGGACCAAAUAUACUAUGCGUAAUAUUAUGAUAAUGAGUUAAAUUGAUAUUACAUUUAAGAGCCCGCACACACAGAGAGCGGUCUGGAGUUCUGCGUUCUUUGCAAUGUAGGUAGCCAAAGUAGCUCCUAAUUAUGACGCUCAGGAGCCGUUGAGAGGGCCUACCGCGAACUUUACUCCAAUUAAGAGUGACAGAGAAAGAUUCCCGCAAUUUGCGAAUUAAGGUGUGUUUGCGGUGGGCCCUCAAAACACAGCAGUCAAAGAGAACGCCUGCGUCUCAAAGUUCGUUGCCCGUUAGGACACAGAACGCCAGAAUGUCACGAUAAAAACCGCCUUAGAUAUAUGUGACGUCUUGGCUCCGUUGUAUGACAAGGUGGUAAAUAAAAUACAGAUUGUGAUCGUAUUCUUUGCGACCGGUCCGCUUGCCCCGGCACUUGACAACAUAGUGUCGACUUGUAGGUAGUUCUCAAUCAUACUUUUAUUGUGUAAGCGUCACUAUAUAGAAAAAAAAACCAGCAAGUCAGAGAAAGGUGUAUUCUCUUCUCUAUGAUUUAAUUCAUAAUGACUACAAGAAUCAGGACAAAAAACUGAACUUUGGCUUGAAAGUACAUCAGUAAAAACAAUUAUUUCAAUCCAUUACUCUUACUUACACUUUUUUUACUAGGUACAUUGAAUAUUAAUUUUAGCUCAUUUUAGUGAUAAAACCAUGGUAAAACAAACAGAUCAAUAAUAUUAUAGCUUGUUCUCGCGUUGUAUUUAUGUUGGUGGACUCAGUGCUUUCAUUUUUUUAAAUGCCUCUAGUCAUUUUGCACGUACGAUAACACAAACAAAAAUAGAAAACAAGAUUUUGCAUCAGCUGCCCGCAGAAUGUGGACCUCCAGUCCGCUCCCUGAGUGCGCGGGAUCUAAGUUUUUAAGAUGAUUUGUAGACGAGGAGUAGUUUUAGUGUUCUUUUUUAUAAUAAAUAAUAAACAGCAGUAUUGAAA